This is a messenger RNA of Dromaius novaehollandiae (emu), 8508 nucleotides long. Its product is annotated as interferon-induced very large GTPase 1-like. NCBI's taxonomy places the organism in Eukaryota, Metazoa, Chordata, Aves, Casuariiformes, Dromaiidae. The record is from RefSeq and is a predicted model, not a curated record. The transcript is spliced from 2 exons. The coding region runs from base 140 to 7474 and encodes 2444 amino acids. Gene Ontology annotation, molecular function: GTP binding.
CCUGUGAAUACAUGUGAUUUCCCAGAAAGCGCACACCCUUUCCACCGGUCUGCAUAAAGGGGAGAGGAGAUUAUUUUUAAGACGACUUGUGUCCAUAUAGAAAGAAGAGUUUGAGCUGGGCUGAGAACACGGCAGGGAGAUGCAGAGCACUGGAGAAGAAGCCACGGAUUCCCAAGAAGGCAAAUCAGAGGAUGCCAAAAAGGGACAUCUGGCUAGAAAAUUACUGGCAGAAAGCUGCGAGAGAGAAGGGCUGGAUGCAGCAUACUGGCUCCCGAGGCUGUCGGACAUACUGGGGGUUAGGUCCAGAGAAGCUCUGAAACAUCUGCAAUACGAAGACUACCUUAAGCUGGAAUGUAAAGUAGAGCAUCCCUGGGAAAAAAAAGCACUCCAACAACUCCUGGAAAUAACAGACAAGAAGAGAACUAUUGAGGAGUUGCAGAAGAAGCGCUUGGAGAUGACAAAAAAGAAGCAAGAAGCAGCCAGGUUAGCCCUGAACGAGUUGAAAGAAAUGUACAACAGCAACAGCCACACCAAGGAAUUUAUAAGAAAGAAAGAGGAGGCACUGUGGAAAGCCUUGGACAUUCCCCAGGAGUACUGGACACUAUCUGAGAAGACAUCGGUGGAGGUGUUGGAGAGGAUCCAAAAGCAACUGGAGCAGGAGGAAGAAUCAGUGUGCAGGAGUGAGAAUGUCUCCGAUAAGGAAGUCUUGCGGCGAGCAUCAGGGGGACUGGCCCUGCAGGGCAUUUACAGAACCAACAGCCUCCCAGACAUGCUGGCAAAGCGAGAGCAGCUCAUCAACAUUCCUGAUGGAUUCAAGCUCGAUGGUCCAGAACAAGGGUCGCUGCUUGAGAAGAAAGAGUUUUCAUCUUCUGCAGCAGAAGCUACUUUCACCAAGUCCAUGCAGCAGCUGGGGUUCAGCAUCAGCGUCGCUGCCGAAGCUGGGUUCUGGAAGCUUAGUGUUGCAGCUGCUGUAGAUCACAGCAGCUCCUCACAGUCAGAGGAAACCCACAAGUCAUGCUCUGAGCAGGCAUACAUUUGUACCACCAAGUAUCAGUACAUCCCUCUGGCCUCCUGCUACUUCCAAAAGCAUCAGCUUCACCUCUCAGAUGUGGCCCUGCAGGAGCUGCAAGGCAUUGAGCAACUUUUGAGCAUCACCCCGGAAGCAAACAGGCUCAACAUGCUGAAAAGCAGGUGUGGCAACUUCUUCAGCAGGUUUGGCUCCCACAUAAACCAGGGCCCCCUACACUUUGGGGGAAUAUUCUGGUGGAAAGCAUCUACGGAAGGAUUCAAGGCUGAACAGAGGGAAGAGAUGAAAAGACAAGCAUCUGAAGCACUAAACCGCUACAUUGGGGCCACCUUUUAUGCCUCUCCAGCAGUGAGUGUUGAUACUUCAAAAUCCAGUUCUGAGGCAUCAUUUCAGGGAAGAGACAGAAGAGACGCGCAGACAGCAAUUCAGCUAUUUGUGACCAAAACAGGAGGCCCAUCAGAGGUGGAUUCCCUUGCUCAGUGGAAAUCUGCGCUAGUAACUAGUAACACAACUUGGUCCGUUAUUGACCGAGGCUUCCAGCUCAUCCCAGUAUGGGAUAUAGUCCUGGCUAACCACAGCAAUGACUUUAAAUCUGUUCAUCAAAUGAGUAGCAGCCUCCGGACUGCAUAUGAAGCUCUAACUAAUCACAAUGUCAGCGUGUUGUUUGGAGAGGAACUAGUCAGUGCGGUGGAAGAGGCCAGAGCUUUCUUAGAAGGAGUGAAGGCCUGGGAGGUCACAGUCGAUGAAAAUAAAUUGUUCACGUUAAUAGAUUUCAAACAGCAUCUGAAUGAAAAAACGAAAAAUCACAGUGUCUGGAUCCAUGUGUGCCUGUCAGACAAAGCAUUGCAGGAGUUCCUGGUAAACACCGUUUUGUCUUGCCAGAAGUCAUCUUCAGAAAACACCACAUAUAUCAAAUCUCUGCUGCAGUGCCUGCUGGAUCCUCAUGUGUAUUCUGUUAAGGAUUUUCCCAGGGCUUCUUUUAUUAUGCAAUGGAUCUUUCACACUGAGCGCACAAUUCCUGAAACUCCCAAUAUUUCUGAGUUUGAAGAUCUCACUAAGACACUGCUGCAAAUGAAAGAGUACAUCCAGGAAGUCACCUAUGCACCAGAAGCCUCUGCAUCUGCUAUUCACGAAGCAAAGAUAAAAGCCACUCUGACCAUAAGUCUAUCUGUUAAUUCCUUACUCCGGUUUCUCCGAGACAGGGUGCAGAAAGACCUAGAACUGUUAGUGCUCUUAGUUACGACCAGCACAGGGUACCAAGUGGAAAGCAGCACUUUUCAGCACCUCCUUGGAUGUCCAGAAAUCAAUUUCAUGAUAAAGGAAAUGGAAAUGGCCCAUAAAGAAUAUCUGAAUCUGAAGGACCAGGACGUUUACAGAGCUCAGGCCUUCCUGCUGCUGACGGGUCUAACUGUAACACCCGAAUAUAAAGAGCUGUCUCUUGAGCAGAAGUAUGACCGUUUAGUUGUCAUGAAAGAUCAAAUGAAAAAUUCAUGGUCCACAGAGAUAAAAACUCUCCUUGAAAAGCACGAUGCAUACAAAGACUGGGAGAUGCUGGAAAGAGACUUGCACUCCUUUACCAAUGGACGCUUGGAUGACACAUGCAGUGAUCUGAAACAACACAAUAUAAUCAAAGACAUGGAAGACACUUUUCAAGAAAUAAAGCCUUCUAGUCAAUCUAUAUCAAAAUCGCAGCAGAAAUCUUGUAGUGAAUCCAAAAGAAAUGAAGAAAUUGCAAACCAGGAGUUCCUCAACUUACUCAGGCGCCUUGGACUAGAAAGUUACUAUCCAAGAAAAAUGGGGACAGAAGACUUCCACCUAAUACACACGACAUCUUUACAUGACAGCCAGCCCAGCAAGAACAAUGAACUACCAUUUUACUUCUUGCAAAAGCUAUUAACGGUGGAUUAUCGGGUGAGAUACAUAGUUUGCAAAGACGACAGUAACCAAGAAGUAACACGUAUAACAAAAAUCCCAGAAAAUGAGCAUGAACCCCCUGACACCUUCGAUGAUUUUUUCACUGAUUUUGGUGAAGCGUCCAAUGAGUCUGCAAACAGGGAGAGUCAUGUGCACCCCAUGGACCUCCAGAUGGCGAUUUUUCAUUGUGCCAAUGAUUUCAUGAGACAGUACCUUGCAACAAAGCUCGCUUUCUGCCAGUUUGCGCUUCCCCUCCUGGUACCAGACCCAUGCACCUCACGGAUAGAGUUCCCUCUCUGGUCCCUCAGCCAAAUUAAAAAGAGCUGGAAAGGGAAGGCAAAAUUGGGAAAGCAGACCACAAUUAAGAGUCACAAAAACAAACUGAUUUAUCAGGCAGAGACACCCAUUGUGUCCUUCAUACGGAUUGGGAGUUCUCCUUCCUCUUCCAAGUCACAGAUCCUGAAUGCUCUGCUGAGUAAACACAGACAUGACACUUUCUUCCAUCGACACUGCAAAGGCAGCACCAAAGACUGUCUUCUGAUGAAAGGUGUUGUGGAGAUCUCUUGGUACUGUCCCAGUGGCAGUGCUGAUGACACUUUUGACUACUGUGUUGCCUUCUGUAAUCUGCAUGGAGAUGCAAGAGACCAUGAACCACAACUGCAGUUUUUACAGGAGAUAUCUUCUGUGAAUGUGGCGCUUUUAUCUGAGUCUGAGCAGAGUGACAAGAAAGGCAUGAAGAUUUUACAUGACCUGUGGCAGUCUCAAAAGCCUUUGAUUUGUCUUUUCACUGAAAAAGAGAAUGUUGCACCUGGCCGAUCUGGUCGGAACAGAAAAAUAGGUAUCAAGAACAGAAAUGAAGCAGAAUUAAUAGGUGAGCUGAUAGAAACAAUCAGAGAUCUACUAGCAGGCUCAAACAACCUUUUAAGUCUUGAUGCCUGUCAGGACGUAGCUCGCCAACAUGGAUUCGUUGUUGAUGAAGAUGCAGAAGAGUGUGUGACAGCCAAAGCAAAGGCAAAAACCUUGGUGCAACUCCUGAAAAAAGAGAAAUUGUCUGAGAUCAAAUUACAGCUAUUGCCUCUUCAAGGAAAACUAUGGUAUACAUGGUGUAAAAAGGACAAAGAGCUCACCCGCUUGCAGGAAAAGAGGAACAAGAGCAUAGAACAUCAUCGGAGCCAAAUUGAGUCAGAGAAGUCUGCAAUACGAAGAAAGCAAUUAGACAGAGCAUUCCCCCUCAAUCAGCUGAUGAAAUCAGUCCUUGGCUUUCUCCAGUCACAGUCAGAAGACACCAAGAAAUACUUCCUGCAAUGGAUGAAGAUCUUUAUGGAUGACCUGUCCUCUGACCGCCUUGAUGAACUUCGGAAAGAAUAUCAUCAGUUAUGGUAUCAAAUCCUGGCAAUGAAGAAAAGCAACGAAAAAAAGAAUCUGAAAACUCUAUUGCUGGAUAAAUUAGAAGCCCUCUCAAAAGAAAUCAAUGAUUCAUCCAUUGGUCUUGAGCAUAUUUUGAGAGAGGUAGGGCAGAUUCAUGAAGCUCUAGAAUCAAUGAACUCAAAAGAUAAAUGUUUUGUCAAACUACCUGAAAUUGCAGCCGAUCUGAUGGUUUCAGGGUAUCCAAUUGAACUGAUGGAUGGUGAUGCUUCCUAUGUACCAAUGCGAUGGGUUGGGGCAAUCUUUGACAGAUUAAUUGAGAAGCUGGGGGACAAAAGAGUGUAUGUUCUUUCAGUGCUUGGCAUCCAGAGCACAGGGAAGUCAACCCUGCUGAAUGCCAUGUUUGGUCUUCAGUUUAAUGUCAGUGCGGGGAGGUGCACCCGGGGAGCAAUUAUGCAGCUGCUUAAGGUGGACGAGAAUCUCCGACAGGAUGUGAACUUUGAUUACAUGCUGAUUGUUGACGCCGAAGGACUUCGUGCUGUAGAGAUGGCCAAUAAACAGUCACUUAAUCAUGACAAUGAGCUAGCCACCUUCGUCAUUGGCAUUGGCAACAUGACUCUGAUCAAUAUCUUUGGAGAAAAUCCUUCAGAAAUGCAAGAUGUCCUUCAGAUAGCUGUGCAGGCUUUUCUGAGGAUGAAGCAAGUCCAUCUCUCCCCAAGCUGCUUGUUUGUUCACCAAAAUGUCGGAGAAAUAACUGCAAAGGAACAAAACAUGGAAGGGCAAAGACGCCUGCAGGAAAAGCUGGAUGAAAUGACAGUGAUAGCCGCCCAGCAGGAAUUCUGUGAUGUCACCUGCUUCAGCGAAGUCAUCCGCUUUGAUGUGAACACCCACAUUCAUUACUUUGCUCACCUCUGGGAAGGAAACCCACCAAUGGCGCCACCCAACCCCACUUACAGCCAAAACGUGCAGGAGCUAAAGAGCAAAAUCCUCCAAGCUGCCAAGAAGGAAUCGCAGAGCAGUAUUUUAAGGCUCUCAAGCUUGAAGGUUCGUAUUAGUGACCUGUGGAAUGCUUUGCUGAAUGAAAACUUUAUUUUCAGCUUCAAGAAUUCAGUCGAGAUUGCCACAUACAAGAAACUGGAAACAGCAUUUAGCCAGUGGACCUGGCAGCUGAGAAGUCACAUCCUGGAUUUGCAAAUGAAACUGGACAAUCGAAUUCGGAACGGGGAAUUGCAGGUGGUCACCAGAGAAUACCUUGAAAAACUAAUGCAAGAAAAAUAUAAUGCCAUCAUGACAGACCUGGAAAAGUAUUUCAGUGAAGAUAAAGACUGUGAUAUACUGGUUCAGUGGAAAUCCAAUACUGACUUGAAGCUGAAGGAAACAAAAGAGUCACUUCUUGCUGAAACUAGCAGGAAAUGUGAGAAACUUAUUGAAUUAAAGAAGAACCAGGGUAAACUGGAUGAAAGGAAGUCAAAAUAUGAAAAUGAGCUCCUGAAAAGGAGCAGGGAGCUGGCUCUGUCUCUAAAAGGCCAGAAAUUAAGUGGAAAAGAAUUGAGAGAGAACUUUGAUGGUCUCUGGGCCAUCUUUGUUACUGAAAUGUCCUCUGCUGCUCUGCCUCCAGAACAGGUUAAUAUUGAUGUAGAUAUAGAAGAUGUCCUUCUAGACUAUUUUAAGGAGCCUAAUCUAGCAGCAAGAAUGGAGAUAUUUUCCGAAGAGCACAAGUUUUCUGUUGACUUGAAGAAACAUAUCAUUAAGAAAAAAUCUUGGGGCAUGUGGUCUACCAGUUUAGAUGAUGCUGAGCUGAACAACAUACAUCGCAUUACACAUAACAUUACAGAGCAUGUGGGGGCAAACAUUGAUAAGAAAGAGAAGGACAAAAUGGAUUACAGUAGAAAUUUUAUUUAUGAAAUACUGAAUGAAGUAGAGAAAGGUAUAAACUCUGUCCCUAACAAUGCAAAAUAUAGUUUAAAUAAAGAUUACAGAAUAGAUUUAUCACUGUAUCUGUGCGGAAUGGCAGCACAAAGGUUUAAAGACAUGCAUGCAGCAUUCAAAAAAGCAAAUGAUCCAGUCAUCUACCUGGAAAGUAAGAGAGAAGAUUUCUUUAAAUGUUUCCAGAUUUCCUGUGAAGGAGCAACUUCUAUCACAACAUUUUCUGAUUUUCUGUGCAAUAAGAUUUCUCCAGCUCUUUGCCAGGCAGUCUAUGGGAAGACAGCUCUUGUCAUAGCUCAAGACAUGAAGAUGAAAAUCCCAGAUUUUGGUGGCAAUAGAUCUCAACUGGAGGCUUGCAUAUUGAAAUACCUGGCACAAGAGGAAAAUUUUGAGAAAUUCAGUCACUACCUUCAUUUCCCCAAAGAUUUUUUUGAGGAGUAUAUCAAGGAACGUGUUGAUGAGUACUGUUUAGAUAAGAACAGGAGGCUGGAGAUGUUCUUAAAGGACUCUCUUACUCAUUACUAUGAAAACAUUCAGUCAGCUGUUUUUACAUCAACCAGAGUUGUCAAAGAUAGAAACGACAGAAAGGACAAAAUCUCUCUUUGGCUAGAUGAAUUCUGCAACACACUUGGAGACGUGCUAAACUUGCCCAGAAAGGACCUGAAAGGCAUUGAACAUCUGAAGCUAACAGAUAUAGAGUUCUUGAAAAAUGCCAUGACAGAAGCACUGGCUCCCCUGCGAGAUGAACUGGAGCAAGGGUUUGCUAACGCUGAUAUGAGCUCAUUUGAAAGGCAGCCACACACCAUUCUGGCUGAGCAGUUUGCAGGGUGCUGGGAACAGUGUCCCUUUUGUGGGGCUGUUUGCACAAACAUGUGUAAACACGACGGAGACCACCAGCUUCCUUUCCAUCGUCCUCAAGCUUUGAUUGGAUACAGGUGGUUUAAAACAGACAAUCUAGUUAUUGACAUUUGUUCUAGUAGUGUUGCAAGUAAAUGUUUAUUCAAGAUUGGUGAAGACACAUACUUUCCUUUCAGGAAAUACCGGAAUGCAGGGCAUCCUUAUUCCACUUGGAAGAUUCUACCUGAUUCAUCUAUGCAAGCAUACUGGAAAUGGUUUGUGUGUCAUUUCAGGACACAGCUAGAACAACAGCACAAAGGGAAAUUUCAAGGCAAAGGAGAAAUACCUGAUUCAUGGGAGAGAAUUACAAAGCAGGAAGCAAUCUCUGAACUGGACAAAUUUUAGAUUAAGUUGAUAGGAAGGAAGAACUGCAAGUGCUCUGCAUUUUAGAAGAAUGUAAUACAAGUAUAUCCAGAAAAUAUUGUUAUGAUCAUGUCCUCAAGCCAUGCAAAGAAAACUAUCUAACUGCUCAGAGAUUUGGGUGAAAUAAAGGGCGCUACUCCUGACCCUUACUCCUGCUCAGUUCUAUUGCUUCCUGAUGAAGGCAGACUUUUCUUCCCUUCUUGCCACAAGCAUUCAACUCAGUUUUGUGUUAGAGCAAAAAGAAAAGCAUUACUGCAGCAAGCAGUCAUAUGGUCAAGAUCAAGCACCAGAUGAGGAGCAAAGAUGACAUUAGAAAGCACCAGUCUUAUCAGCUGUUAGGAGAAAAUGGCACUGCCAAAAAUUAGCUUCCCUGCAGCAAAUACUUGUCUCACUUACAGAGAGAACUGUGGUAUCUGAGAGCAGUUUGACAGUUGUGGGGACCUGUGCUAUUUUGGUUUUUUGGAAUUAUUGUUCGUUUCUACAUAAUCAAGUGACUUUCUAUCUGUCUUUGAAGUUGCUAAAGCAGUUAAUAGCAGCAGCCUGUGUGGCCUUAGACAGUGAUUUAAUUCAUGUUUAUUAGGUGUAUCUCACAUGUUAAGAUGUACCCAGGCUUCCGUGCCCCAGUAUUACUCAGGUGCCUGGGCCUAGCUAAACCUCCUCUAGCUCUUAGCCAAGCCAACUGCUUUUGUGAUUUGCUAGUUGUUAAGAGCUUUCGUGCAACCAAUUUAGAGAAUGACAUAUUUUGCAGCUUCAGCAGCAAUUGUCAGCGUGUGAUCUUAGUGUUUCUGCUGUCAAGACAGACAGGUGUGACUUGUGUAAUGGUGUGGAGAAUGUGCAACCGGCUGAGACUGUACCAGUGACCAAGGAGACAGAUGGGUAGGUGAGUAUGGAGUGUUUGCUCCACAGUUCCUGCAACACACCUGGAACUUCAAGGACCUGAGACUCCUGCAGUUGGCCAAGGGUGGUGAUUUGUUACAAUCCCUUGUAGUCUUUGAUAAUAAAUGUGCUGCAUUGGA